GGGGGGCUCGGUUCCGCCUUACAAGGAUGAUUGGCAGCUAGGUCAGCCUUUGCGAGAGGAGGAGGAGGAAGCGGCUCGGGCCGGCCGCCGCCGCCGCCGAGUUUAAGGGUGGAUGGACCUGUUCGGGGACCUUCCGGAGCCGGCACCUCCGGCAGCUACAGCAGUAGAGAAAGAAGGGCAGAAAGGACCAUUGCGUUUUGAGGAUCUUCCACCAGUCAGCAGCACUGAUUUGGGGGCAGGGGGUUCUUUGCUUUUUGAUGAUCUCCCACCUGCCAGCAGUGGAUACUCAACUCCACAUCCCACAGAACAGGUUUCCCUUCCUGUGAGCCAUGGGAAGGGAGAGAAGAGGAAGUCCACUGAGGGAGAGAAGAAUGGGAGUGAAGAACUUGUGGAAAAGAAAGUUUGUAAAGACUCUGAAGGUAUUCUUGGCCUGAAGGGUUAUGUGGCUGAGAGGAAGGGUGAGCGUGAAGAAAUGCAGGAUGCUCAUGUUAUUCUGAACGAUAUCACAGAAGAGUGCAGUCCCUUGCCCUCUCAGAUAACGCGUGUCUCAUACUUUGCUGUCUUUGAUGGCCAUGGAGGAGUUCGAGCUUCAACCUAUGCAGCACAGAAUCUGCAUCAAAAUCUGAUCAGGAAAUUUCCAAAGGGAGAGGUGCCCAGUGUGGAGAAAGCAAUAAGGAGAUGCCUUCUUGACACUUUCAAACACACAGAUGAGGAAUUUCUUAAGCAGGCUUCAAGCCAGAAACCUGCCUGGAAGGAUGGCUCCACAGCAACCUGUGUGCUGGUAGUCGAUAAUACUCUGUUUAUUGCCAAUCUUGGAGACAGCAGGGCGAUUCUAUGUCGUUACAAUGAAGAGAGUCGGAAACAUACAGCCUUAAGUCUCAGCAAGGAACAUAACCCAACACAGUACGAUGAGCGAAUGAGAAUCCAAAAGGCUGGAGGCAAUGUCAGGGAAGGGCGUGUUCUGGGUGUCCUGGAGGUCUCCCGCUCCAUCGGUGAUGGACAGUACAAGCGCUUUGGGGUCAUCUCUGUGCCAGAUGUCAAGCGCUGCCAACUUACACCUAAUGACAGGUUUAUCCUGUUGGCUUGUGAUGGUCUCUUCAAAGUCUUCUCACCAGAAGAAGCUGUGAACUUCAUCAUGUCUUGUUUAGAGGACAAAACUACUCCUCCAAGAGAUGCCAAAUCUUCUGUUGAUGCUAGGUAUGAAGCAGCCUGUAACAGGCUGGCCAACAAAGCAGUGCAGCGAGGCUCAGCAGAUAACGUCACCGUGGUGGUGGUCCGGAUCGAACAGUGAUGGGAAGAAUAUGUGCAAGGGAGGUCCUUAGCAGCAUGCAGUGGAUUUAAUAGAGCAAGUUGGUGUGUUUGUGAGUGUGUAUGUAUGUAAGGUUUUGGUGUGUGUUUUCCCCUGAAUUGCUCUUAUUUGUAAAUAAAGGUUUUUUUUUCUAA
Messenger RNA from Elgaria multicarinata webbii, 1443 nucleotides. It is a transcript of the gene ILKAP, whose product is annotated as ILK associated serine/threonine phosphatase. Gene Ontology annotation, biological process: positive regulation of canonical Wnt signaling pathway; positive regulation of canonical NF-kappaB signal transduction; negative regulation of canonical NF-kappaB signal transduction. The coding region runs from base 113 to 1291 and encodes 392 amino acids. The transcript is spliced from 12 exons. Gene Ontology annotation, cellular component: nucleus; cytosol. The record is from RefSeq and is a predicted model, not a curated record. Lineage: Eukaryota; Metazoa; Chordata; Lepidosauria; Squamata; Anguidae. Gene Ontology annotation, molecular function: cation binding; protein serine/threonine phosphatase activity.